Messenger RNA from Cercocebus atys (sooty mangabey), 2535 nucleotides. RefSeq names its product raftlin family member 2 (gene RFTN2). The transcript is spliced from 5 exons. Bases 616 to 1332 code for a protein of 238 amino acids. The record is from RefSeq and is a predicted model, not a curated record. NCBI's taxonomy places the organism in Eukaryota, Metazoa, Chordata, Mammalia, Primates, Cercopithecidae.
UCUCUCCCUCUCUCUCUCUCUCUCUUUCUCUCUCUCUCUCUCCACCCCCCUACUGCCUCUCUCUCUCCUUUUGCUUUCUUGGUAGUAGUUGAGAGGAAAGAGGGUAGCAGGACAGAGAGAAGAGGGAAAACAGAAAAAGAAUUGUAUGCCACUAUGUCUGAAUAUAUCUUCUACUUGUAGAUAAUUACAUCCAAGUUGCCCUUUUGCCUUUUUAUUUCCGUUUUUGGACACCUCUUUUUAUCAUCCAGCCAACUGGGAUAGACAAAGCACCGCUGGUGCCCUGAGCGACAGAACUCUGGUAGGGGGCUGGCUGUAAAUUGACGUGGCAUGGAAAUUCUCCGCUAAGUUGUAGCAGCUUGCAUGUUUCUCUAAGAUCAAGCCCAGCCUCCUGGAGCUGUAGCUUAAUCAUGGGUUCAAUGACUUUACAGAAAAAUGGAUAGAAAAAUUCUUCAACUCCUUUCUUUGGACCCAGAUGUUUUCUUUUUGGUUAUCUAUGGUUUAGCUGAAAACAAAAUCAAAGCAGUUAAGUCUAUAAGUUUCUUUUUGCAGCUUAAACAACAGAAUUUGCUGCUCUCCCUCCCCUUUCCUGCAAUUUAAUUCCUUACAGAUUUUGCCAUGGGGUGCGGACUUAGAAAGCUAGAAGACCCUGAUGAUAGCAGCCCUGGAAAAAUAUUUUCUACCCUGAAGAGACCGCAAGUGGAAACAAAGACAGAAUUUGCUUACGAAUACGUAUUGCUGGAUUUUACUCUACAAGGGGAACAUUUGCCUAAAUCUUUGGAAGGAUUUUUUAUCUAUGAAGAAGAAGGUUCUGGAGAUCCAGGUUCUAGUAGGAAAGGAAAUGAUGCCAUCGUAGUAGAACAAUGGACUGUUAUUGAGGGAUGUGAAAUCAAAACAGAUUAUGGCCCUCUGCUGCACACUCUGGCUGAAUUCGGAUGGCUUCUGACAAGCGUGUUGCCCACACCUGUAUUGAGACAUGACAGUGAAGGGAAUUUGGCUACAAAGCAGAUCGUAUUCCUUCAGAGACCAGUUAUGUGGAAUUCAGCUGCUCAAACACCAGAUAAGAAAGCCAGCCGCCACAUAAAAGGUGAAGACAAGAACAAAGCCACCAGCAGGAGCAUUGGAUUAGACACAACCACAUCACAACCUGCAGAGAGCAGACACCCGCCUGAGGAGUGCCGCCUUUCUCCCUCCAGGGAAUGCUGGACAAGGGAGGGGACGCUGGCACAGCACAACAGUUUCUCUGGGUUCAGCAGCAGUGACAGCGUCCUCCGGGAAUUAGACGACGGACAGUUUGAUCAGGAAGAUGGAGUGACUCAGGUCACUUGUAUGUGAGCCAUGAGAUGAAGCAAAGGAAGGUCUUGUAAAUAAUUGUUAAAAUAAUUGCUAACUGACCUUAUUGUGUUAUUUUCUCUGCAUUUAUAUAAUAUUUUUGAAUUUUUCCAGACUCAGCCUUUCCUUUAAUCUAUGUAAACUUUGGCACAACCUCCCAGACAAGGAAGAAUAACCAACAUAUUUAUACAUUUAGAAUCACGUUUACACUCCUCUCAACUAAAACAUCUGGUUAAACAGAUGUUCCAUUCGAUUAUUACACAAUAAUCUAUUUCAGCUUCUCAUGAAUGUACAAAGUAGACUUUUCUUACAAUUCCUGGUAAGGAAAUUGAAUAUCUCAAACAGUAUUUUACCUAAUUAGAGGGAGUUCUCAGGAAGUUACAGUCUUAUUUAAGCUGAAAAAUAAUCUCUUUCUUUUUUUCUCUCUCUCUGUCACACACACACACACAGCUAAUUAGUGAAAAUAAAUAGCUAUUUUCCAAAUAUAAUAAUUAAUCCACAUUUUAUCUUUAACUAUAGCAUGUAUAUACAAAGCAAGCCCCUAUGUGUUAAAAUAUUUUUUGAAAAAAAAUUUUUUUAUAUAUCUUUGCUUUUAAAGGGUCACCAUGUCACCAACCCUGUACUGAUUCAUUGCACAUAAAUGUUGUUGCUCCUAAAAGCCUAAAAAUGCGGACAGUAAAGCAGCAUCUCUUAAAAUUCAAUAUGAAAAGAACCCAUAAUCUCAAUAAAUAAAUACCUUAGUAGAGAGUAAGAUUUAAUUUUUUUUUAAAGUCUAAAUACUAUUAAGAGGAAAAACACCAACUUCAAGUGGAAACUGAAGUAUUUUACAUCUGUCUAGAUUUGAAUUCUGCUUUUAUUUUGACUUGCUAAAUCCUGAAGAAUGUUGAAACCUAGAAUUUUCAAUCAGGCAGGAGUAGAAAGAUGCUCAUAGCACACGCAAUAUGUAUGAUAACCUAUUUUGUUUCACCUUGCUUUUCUUUCCCCUUCUAACAGAGGUAACUUUGCCUUGACCCAGUCUUUAACAAUCUUUAAAAUUCUACAAAAUAGAGGAUUUUCAUUUGUCUAUGAAAGGCUUACUUUGAAAGAUGAAACCUUCAAGUGAAUUACAACUUACUCUAUCAUUGAUGAAUUCAGCCUACUAUAUAUUUUUAUUAACAUUGAUGUUGACAUUGUAAGAUCAUUUUAAUAAUAAAACAUCAUUUUUAU